Messenger RNA from Cornus florida, 1351 nucleotides. Its product is annotated as serine/threonine-protein phosphatase PP2A-2 catalytic subunit-like. Gene Ontology annotation, biological process: peptidyl-serine dephosphorylation; mitotic cell cycle. The transcript is spliced from 7 exons. The record is from RefSeq and is a predicted model, not a curated record. Gene Ontology annotation, molecular function: protein serine/threonine phosphatase activity. Bases 195 to 1220 code for a protein of 341 amino acids. Gene Ontology annotation, cellular component: cytosol. NCBI's taxonomy places the organism in Eukaryota, Viridiplantae, Streptophyta, Magnoliopsida, Cornales, Cornaceae.
CACGAAUGUGGAAACAAAUUGUAACCUAAUUCAUUUCCAUUUUCGGGUGUAUGUUUGUACCUUGAGCCAAAAUUCCCGGCGAAACCACCGUCGAUUUGCCAAUUUUCCCGGCGGAACCACCGUCGUCUCCGGCGAGCCUCCUUGUACUGAUAUAUACUACUUGCCAUAGACAUAGAGAUUGAUGCGAAGAAACGAUGCCGUCCCAAGCGGAUCUGGAUCGUCAGAUAGAGCAGUUGAUGGAGUGCAAGCCACUGGCGGAUGCGGAGGUGAAGACGCUGUGCGAUCAGGCGAGGGCGAUCUUGGUCGAGGAGUGGAACGUACAGCCUGUGAAGUGUCCCGUCACCGUCUGCGGCGACAUUCACGGACAGUUCCAUGACCUCCUUGAGCUGUUUCGCAUUGGCGGUGCUGCUCCCAACACCAAUUACCUCUUCAUGGGAGAUUACGUUGAUCGAGGGUACUAUUCAGUGGAGACUGUCACACUUUUAGUGGCCUUGAAAGUUCGAUAUAGAGAUAGAAUUACAAUUCUUCGAGGAAAUCAUGAGAGCAGGCAGAUAACUCAAGUGAAUCACACAGAAAAGGUUAGUUUGAGUUGGCGAACAGUAAAGGAAAGCAACAAUUAUUCAAGUAGAGAGCUUGUCAGAAAAGAACUAAAGACGCCAAAGUUGAGGUAUGGGUUCUAUGAUGAAUGCUUGAGAAAAUAUGGAAAUGCAAAUGUGUGGAAAUAUUUCACUGACCUUUUUGAUUAUCUUCCGCUUACAGCCCUUAUUGAGAGUCAGAUUUUCUGCUUACACGGUGGACUCUCCCCUUCACUAGAUACACUAGAUAACAUCCGUGAGCUGGACCGUAUACAGGAGGUUCCUCAUGAGGGGCCAAUGUGUGAUCUCUUGUGGUCUGAUCCAGACGACCGGUGCGGUUGGGGAAUCUCUCCUCGGGGAGCUGGAUAUACCUUUGGACAGGACAUAGCUGCUCAAUUUAACCACAAAAAUGGGCUCUCUCUUAUUUCAAGAGCUCACCAGCUGGUCAUGGAAGGUUACAACUGGUGUCAGGAAAAGAAUGUUGUAACAGUAUUUAGUGCACCAAAUUACUGCUAUCGGUGUGGAAAUAUGGCUGCAAUACUUGAAAUUGGGGAUAAUAUGGAUCAGAAUUUUCUACAAUUUGACCCAGCACCUCGUCAGACUGAGCCUGACGCCUCUCGUAGAACUCCCGACUAUUUUUUGUAAUCUCCAUCGCUUACCUCCCACCAGCGAUUCUCCUUUACUUCUUGGUGUUUUUUGUAGAAUAUCUCCCAAAAAACAAAGAAAUUUUGGUGUUUAGUUGAGGGAUUAAACGAAAGAAAUUAUUGUUUUUAUCA